GCGCGCGGGGCCCGGCGCGCAUGCGCCGCGCCGACCCGCGGCGCCGCUGCAGCAGCGGAGCGGUGGCCAAAGGCAGCGAGCCCAGUAAGAGACAUGGCUAGAGAUGGCGAGGGACGCGGCGAGGCACCCACCGGGGCUGCGGAGGCUGGCGUAAAAGGACGGGGGCCGUAAAACUGAUCCGACGUCGUCUCAAAAAAAAAUUACAUAAACCACCAAAAAAAAAAAGAGAGCGAGCAACCAAGCAGCAGCAGCAGCAGCAGCAACAAAACCAAAAAUACCGACAAAAGCCCGGCCGCCCCCGCCGAGCCGGUCCCCGCCGGGGGAGGCAGCCUGCAUGCACCCGCCGUGAGGAGCUCCGAGGACCGCCCGGCCCACGCCGGGUAGAUGUGCUGGCCGCCCGCCCGCCCGGGGAAUGAUGAACGCGCAGCUGGCGAUGGAGAACAUCGGCGACCUGCACGGCGUGAGCCAUGAGCCGGUGCCCGCCACGGCCGAGCUCAUGAGCGGCAGUCCCCACCACCGCAGCUCCGUGACCCACCGCAGCAACCACCUGCCGGGCCACCCUCGCUCCAUGGGCAUGGCGUCCAUCCUCGACAGCGGCGACUACCACCACCACCACCGGCCCCCCGACCACGCUCUGACGGGACCCCUGCACCCCACCAUGACCAUGGCCUGCGAGACGCCCCCCGGCAUGAGCAUGAGCAGCACCUACACCACGUUAACCCCUUUGCAGCCUCUACCUCCCAUCUCGACGGUCUCGGACAAGUUCCCUCACCACCACCACCACCACCACCACCACCACCACCCCCACCAGCGGAUACCGGGCAACGUGAGCGGCAGCUUCACCCUCAUGAGGGACGAGAGGGGUCUGGCGUCCAUGAACAACCUCUACACCCCCUACCACAAGGAUGUUACCGGCAUGGGGCAAAGCCUCUCGCCUUUGUCCGGAUCGGGCCUGGGGGGCAUCCAUAACUCCCAGCAGGCGCUGCCCCACUACGCCCACCCCAGCGCCACCAUGCCCGCCGAGAAGAUGCUCACCCCGAACGGCUUCGAAGCCCACCACCCCGCCAUGCUGGCCAGGCACGGCGAGCAGCACCUCACCCCCACCUCGGCCGGCAUGGUGCCCCUCAACGGCAUCCCGCACCACCCCCACGCCCACCUCAACGCCCAGAGCCACGGCCAGAUCCUGGCCUCCGCCCGGGAGCAGAACCCCUCCGUGGCCGGCUCGCAGGUCACCGCUGGAAGUAAUUCAGGGCAAAUGGAGGAGAUCAAUACCAAAGAGGUGGCCCAGAGGAUCACCACCGAGCUCAAGCGGUACAGCAUCCCCCAGGCCAUCUUCGCCCAGCGGGUGCUGUGCCGCUCCCAGGGGACCCUCUCGGACCUGCUGCGGAACCCCAAGCCCUGGAGCAAGCUCAAAUCCGGCCGGGAGACCUUCCGCAGGAUGUGGAAGUGGCUCCAGGAGCCGGAGUUCCAGCGCAUGUCUGCUCUGCGCCUGGCAGCGUGCAAGAGGAAAGAACAAGAGCAUGGGAAGGAUAGAGGAAAUACCCCCAAAAAGCCUCGGUUGGUCUUCACGGAUGUCCAGCGUCGGACUCUACAUGCAAUAUUCAAGGAAAAUAAGCGUCCAUCCAAAGAAUUACAAAUCACCAUUUCCCAGCAGCUAGGGUUGGAGCUGAGCACCGUCAGCAACUUUUUCAUGAAUGCACGGAGGAGGAGUCUGGAUAAGUGGCAAGACGAGGGCAGCUCCAAUUCAGGCAACUCAUCUUCUUCAUCAAGCACUUGUACCAAAGCAUGAAGGAAUAACCACAAACUAAACCUCGGUGGAAAAGCUUUAAAAAUAAAUAAAUAAAUAAAGACAGACCAGGACCUCAAGAUAGCAGGUUUAUACUUAAAACUAUUUGAAAAAAAUGUUAUUUAUAAGUCCAAAGAAACCAAAGACUUAUUUCACCUGCAUUAUGACUUUAUUCUAAGACACACACUUUAGUAGGACGACGACUUGCAAAAAAAUAAGAAGAAAGAAGAAAAGGAAAUGGAUGAAACGGAACACAAAGAGAAAAGGAAUAAACCACUGGUCUUACACCUUCGCCCAUGACCAUUUUCACCGUUCUUGGCUGUUUAGUGGUUUGGAGCAUAGUGAUUUCUUGUCAUUGAAUGGACAUCUUUUCAGAUAUGGCUCUUCAUUUCCACAGCAAUUGCCAUGAAGGUGUAGAGUGUAUCCGUACUGUGUACACGCCGGUGGCUAGGGACUUAGUCAGGGCUGGUCUUCAGAGAGGGUUGUGCGGUAGCAUGACCGACAAAGCGUGGAGUCGUCUGAAUCCAUUUGAACGGUAGUGUGGUUUUUGCUGUUUCGUUGUUUGAACUUAGCUGGUGCAACGCCUGGAAACAAGUUCAAACUAGGCAAAGAAAUUUGAAUGAUACCUAAACCAGUGCAUUCUCUUUGUUUGUUAAGGAAUGUUCAGAUUUAAAAAAGGAAAACUAUUCCAUCCAUAAAAAAUCGACUAGCUACCAAAGAACACAUUUAAUAAUUAUAUUGCAGGUAUUUUAUUGCAAUGAUUUUAAUAUUCCAAAGCUAUUUUUACACAAAAUACUAUGUAGAGUUAUAGGUAUAAACUAAUCUAACUGUAUAACACAUAAAACUAGUAAUCAAGACUGUUAUUUGGAAUUAGUUAAACCACAUCACUGUUUGUUUUCAUGAUUGGCAAGAAAGAAUGUCAUCUAAGGAGUUUGUACCCCAUGUCAAAGCACAGAUACUGAUAAGGGGAUGCUGCUUCUGUUGAAGUCAUGGGCAUUUUUGCUGUUGACUUCAGCAGAAGCAAAAAAAAAAAGGGGGGCCUUUACAGUUUUGUGUGAGAUAGCGUGGUAGCUCUCGAGUGUGCACCCCUUUAUUACUGUCCCAGGCUGAUCCUGCUGGAAGCCCCUUGAACAACCACCUCUCCAAACCGUGUCUCCUAUGUAAAACAGCUCAGCUCUGCCACCUAGCCUGCAAAUGUGAGACUUAAGACAGCUGGUGUGCAAAAAUUAAAAGUAUGGAAAACAGUAAAACCGCAAGGCCCAGCACCUGAUCAAGACCCGUUGACAUUAGUGAGCUUUUUUUUCCCCUACCUUUAAUAAGGAAAGGAAUAGGAAUAGGUUGGAAGACUCUUGGUCUUUUCCUAUUGAAAAAGUAGUGCAGCAUCAGUGAACUUUAGCGGGAACAGCUCCAACGGGAGCCCCAAUAGUGCUUUUAGGAGGCCAAAUUACGGUUCCAUUGAAGUCAAUAGCAAAAUUCCCAUGGCACCAAGAUACAGCCUGUUGUUUGUGGCUUCGUAUCUGUGUGUAACAGGCUGAGCUUUUCCUCUUGUGCAUUCUUUCUUGCUCAUCUGUUAAUCAGGUUAAUGCAUGAAAUAGUUUAAAAUUUAUAAUUGAAAAGGUUUAAACGCUCUGUUGCUAACAGAACUUUAGACAAUAAAUCAUCCGGUCCUUACUCUGAUAAAAUUAAAAAGAAAAGCGUGCAACAUCUGCAUAUUAAAUUUUAGUAUAAGGGGAAAAGAGACUUUAAAAACCAUACACAUGCCUGUUAGAUUUCUAACUGGUAUUUCAAACUACUGUAGUAAUUCUAAGUACAUUAAAUUAGAAAGUAACCAAAUAUGCAGGUAUAUGUCCCAUUGCAAGAAUGAGAAAUAGGUAAUCUUACUUAUACUCUAUUUAAAAAAAAAAGAAGAAAAAGAAAAAUUCAAGGUAAACUAGAAUCCAGCCAACAUCAACAAUAGCAGAUACCGUCUUUUGUGGAGUCCACGCAGAACACUAGAGACACCACAGUUAGGCAGCUGUGUAGCACCACUUAUUUCCCAAGGCAACAGGGUCUAGUCACGUUUCAGGGUAUACAGUUAAUUGCCAGGAAGUGUUUAAAGUACAACUGAAGUAUCUCUUCAUUAAAAUAAAGUCAAAUGGAAAUGGGAUUUUUGACACCAAAUAUUUCUCCACAUUUUUCUGUGUUAAACCCACCUUAAGAUUGACAAAGCAAACGUAGUCUGUGAGUUUUCAGAGUCUCUAGCUUACCUUAAAUUUUAGCAAACUUUCUUUUAAAGUGUCCCAGUCCCACUGAGAUAUAAUUGGCAUGGAAAUAUUAAUAAGCUCACAUAUAAAGUAUCCUAUAAAUGCAGUCUCAUUAGUGUAAGAUUAAUAAAGGACAGUGAUAACUAAUGUUUUAGUUUUUUCCAGCAAAACACUGCUUUGUAACUUACUUAUAGUUUCAUAAAUAAAGCCUUAUUUAUUUAAAACUUGAGAAUUUAAAAAUGCAGGGAAAUUCAAAGUACAUUACCACGUUUUUUAGUAUUUCCAUUGUAUCGUCUUUAGAGACUACUUGCUGAAACCAAAGAGAACUUUCAUACCAGCAUUAAAUUUGCACCCAAUAUGCAAUUUCAGGAUCUCUGAUACACACACACAAGCCCCUGAUUCUGUCUGUGCGUGUGUACACACACACGCGCGCGCGCACACACACACACUUACUUUUGUGUGGGUGUA
Messenger RNA from Dromaius novaehollandiae (emu), 4497 nucleotides. It is a transcript of the gene ONECUT1, whose product is annotated as one cut homeobox 1. The transcript has 2 exons. Gene Ontology annotation, molecular function: RNA polymerase II cis-regulatory region sequence-specific DNA binding; DNA-binding transcription factor activity, RNA polymerase II-specific. The coding region runs from base 413 to 1789 and encodes 458 amino acids. The record is from RefSeq and is a predicted model, not a curated record. Gene Ontology annotation, biological process: regulation of transcription by RNA polymerase II. Gene Ontology annotation, cellular component: nucleus. NCBI's taxonomy places the organism in Eukaryota, Metazoa, Chordata, Aves, Casuariiformes, Dromaiidae.